Amaranthus tricolor (Joseph's coat) is the source of this 1614-nucleotide messenger RNA. RefSeq lists its product as uncharacterized. The record is from RefSeq and is a predicted model, not a curated record. The transcript has 8 exons. The coding region runs from base 205 to 1194 and encodes 329 amino acids. Gene Ontology annotation, molecular function: Hsp90 protein binding. Lineage: Eukaryota; Viridiplantae; Streptophyta; Magnoliopsida; Caryophyllales; Amaranthaceae.
AACAAAUAUGAAUUGCAAGGUAAUCUACCAUUCAAGAGGAAUUUGGAAAUAUUUCAUGUUUUUUACCGUCCCGGAUUGUGCGAUUGUGCGAAACAGUCGAACAAAACAAAAGCUUUUCUAAUUACAAUUGCAAUUUAGAGUUGGUGUAAUUUGGUAGGAACCCUAAACCUUAAUCACACUUUCGGAAGCUAUUGAAGCCCAAAAAUGGCGGGAUCAGAAGGAGCACCAUCCAAUACUGUAACUGAAGGUGAAGUCUCCCUCAAGGAUCAAGGCAAUGAGUUUUUCAAAGCUGGUAAUUAUCUUAAAGCCGCUGCUCUUUAUACUCAAGCCAUCAAGCAGGAUCCUAAUAACGCUACUCUUUAUAGCAACCGUGCUGCAGCUUUUCUUAACCUUGUCAAACUCACCAAAGCACUGGCUGAUGCUGAGAUGACAAUCAGUCUUCAUCCAAACUGGGAGAAGGGAUACUUUAGAAAAGGAUGUGUCUUGGAAGCCAUGGAAAGAUAUGAUCAGGCUUUAGAUGCAUUUCAAGUAGCAUUACAGCAUAAUCCAAAAAGUACAGAAGUGUCAAAGAAAAUCAAGAAAAUUUCACUAUUGGCUAAAGAUAAGAAGCGAGCCGAAGAAGUAGAAAUAAUGAGAUCUAAUGUUGAUGUGGCAAAGCACUUGAGUAUAGUGAAAUCUGAAAUGGCCGAAAAGUAUGGGGGUGAAGAAUCGUCCGAAUUUUUGUUCUCGUUUCUUGUUCAUACUAUGGAGAAUGCUGUAAAGACAUGGCAUGAAACUUCAAAAGUAGAAACAAGAGUCUACUUCCUUCUCGAUAAUGAAAAGACAGAUACAGAGAAAUAUGCCCCUGCUGUAAACAUAGAUAAGGCAUUUGAAUCACCUGAUACACACAGCAAUUGCUUCUCAUUUCUUAGGCAAUAUGCAGUGGAUUCAUUCUCUAAAGCUGCUUGCUUAAUUACAUCAAAAAGUGUCAUAUCGUAUCCUCAGGUCUGGAAAGGUCAAGGAUUUAGGAAAUGGAAGCACGGGCAGAAUGAUGGAUUCUUCAUCCAAUUUGAGUCACCGUUUCUGCGAAAGCUAUGGUUCAUUCCUUGCAACAUUUUGAAAGGAAAGGCCAUAUGCAGGGAUCCUGAGGCUUUAGACAUUGGCGCUCAUGAACUGCUUCCGCGCCUUUAUAAAGAAUCUCCGAGCAACUCCUAACAGUGAGAAACUAGCUUCUUCAUGUUAUGUUUUCAGAUCACCCUGCUAAUAGUGCUCAAGGCAGUUUUCUGCUCGAUGCACAAGGGAAAAAAGCAGCAAUUUAUAUAAAAUUUCGGUGGAUCUCCCUUGCCUAUAAUUGCUGUUGAUGAUUUGAGCAAAGGGUUAACGAGCAAGUUUUUAUCCAUUUGAUAGUCAGUAAGACGUAAUUUGCAUGCGUAUUUUAGUGCCUGGAAUCGAAAACGAUUAGGUUCCUGUCAAACAAGUUUUUUAUGUAUGAACUGGUUGAUGUAUGCUGAGGAGUGAGGAUUACAAGCUUGCUACAUUAUUUUUACUGUGAUGUUACAUUAAAUUUUUGUGACGUUACAUUUUUUAAUGGUUAAUUUUUCAAUAUGAAGCACUGAAUGUACAUUUUUCAUGUCA